CCUCAUUUGAAAUUUUCUCCUCAGAAAGCAUCAAGUCCUGAGAGCCUCUCAACAGUGCUAGUUUCCUGGCUUUCUGCUGAUGAGAUUUUUGUACCUGAGACUUCAGGGAGCAGAUCUACAAGCCUACUCUAUCUCAGGAGCAGUUACGAGAGCUUGGCCCCUAGAAGAUCUCUAUAAACAUGUGGUGCUUAUUGCUCUUCUUUUGCAAGGUUGCCUAAAAUUGUGCUCAGCAACUGAGUCUGCUGGAGUCAACAUAUCCGUCUUGCUGCCACACCCGGGCUUGGGGAUGAGAGAGGCAAAGCAGAGCCUAUGAGCAGAACUCCGGUGCAUCUACCACCGCUAAGCUAGGGGAAGCAACUCUUCUGCUUGUUCAUUGCCCCGAAGGCAUUUUCCAUUUCAUGGGCCCUCCCGCUCCAUAUCCCUCACCUUUUGCCCCUCAGUUUUAGCUCUGGCCCCUAGGGAAGCGUCCCUGGCUGCGGGGCUGACAGCGUUUGGGGGCACGGGGUCUUGUUUUCUGCGCUCCAGCCCAUCAGUGCACAGAGCCUCGUUCCCGGGUUCCCGGAGCCCGGCGGGCAUUGACGUCAAACGGCAGCGGAGCGCUGCCUACAGACGGCUGACCCGGACUCUCCUCUACACCCCCGUCCUUCUUCUCCCCCUCCCUCUUCCCGGCACCCGAUUUCUACCGGCUAUAAGAAGCGGGAGAGCGCAGUGCCAGAGCAGCGAGGAGGUCCAGAACCAUGGAGAGCUCCCGCCUGCGGCUGCUACCCCUCCUGGGCGCCGCCCUGCUGCUACUGCUACCUUUGCUGGGUGUCGGUGCCCAGGAGGAUGCCGAGCUGCAGCCCCGAGCCCUGGACAUCUACUCGGCCGUGGAUGAUGCGUCCCAUGAGAAGGAGCUGCCAAGGCGGCAACUUCGGGCUCCCGGCGCUGUGUUGCAGAUUGAAGCGCUGCAAGAAGUCCUGAAGAAGCUCAAGAGUAAACGCAUUCCGAUCUACGAGAAGAAGUACGGCCAAGUCCCCAUGUGUGACGCUGGAGAGCAGUGCGCAGUGAGGAAAGGGGCCAGGAUCGGGAAGCUGUGUGACUGUCCCCGAGGAACUUCCUGCAAUUCUUUCCUCUUGAAGUGCUUGUGAAGGGACAGCCUCCACCUUCGGCUCCCAUACCCCCUCUUCCCCCCAAAGGAGCGCUCCUUUAUCCCUGGAGCCUGGCUUUAGCAACAAUAAAGUUUGCAUUCCCCUCAGAGAGUGGAUGGGCUCAUUCCCUGCUGCUUCAAAAUAAAAGAUUUGAUGUUAUUGUGUGAA
This is a messenger RNA of Mastomys coucha (southern multimammate mouse), 1295 nucleotides long. RefSeq names its product CART prepropeptide (gene Cartpt). Gene Ontology annotation, molecular function: neuropeptide hormone activity. The record is from RefSeq and is a predicted model, not a curated record. The transcript has 4 exons. The coding region runs from base 738 to 1127 and encodes 129 amino acids. Gene Ontology annotation, biological process: negative regulation of appetite; G protein-coupled receptor signaling pathway; cellular response to starvation. NCBI's taxonomy places the organism in Eukaryota, Metazoa, Chordata, Mammalia, Rodentia, Muridae.